UGCCAAAAGACAGCUUCAAGUAAACUUUGAGAAUCUGCACCUUGUUUUCUUGCAGGAUAUAGUUCCAUUAUUAUUAUUUUUUUCUCUCUUCAGAAUCAACCACUACACUGCAACUUUCUAUCAGUGUUACCAAGAACACAUGACAAAGCUAGAAACUUCUUCUCCAAGCUCACUAUCCUCAAAGCUAAGAAUCAACAGAGAUUCACAUGCGAUCUCAAAGUUGAAGUCAGAGAUUAGAAUAGUUCAUGUGUUUGCUCCUAAAAUAAUUGAAAUUGAUGCUGCUAAUUUCAGAGAGUUAGUUCAAAGACUCACCGGAAAACCAGAAGAAGGGAGCGGUGGAAGCAAGUCCAAAACUGCACCAACCAAAGAUGCCAUGGAUUCAAACCCGAAGGAGGCGUUGAUGGUUCAUGAUGAAGAGGAGUUUCUGAGUCUGCAAAAUGGGGUAGGGGUGAAGGAUGAACAUGAAGAGGAAGAAGGUAAAGAUGGUCUAUGGAGAUCGAAGUUAAACGAGAAGUUCAGUGGUUUUCUUGAUGGGUUCUCAGAAUUUGAUUCUUUGCUGAAUGAGUUAAGCACUGCGCCGGAGGUGAAUCAUAGUUAAAGACAGGUUUUAAUAUGUUGUUGUUUGUGUUUCUUGACGAUGUGUGAAUUAUCAUGAAAAUGAGUCGCUGAAGAACUGAUGUUUCAUAAUGUUUCUGAUAUUUUGAUCUAGUGCAUGUGUGUUGAUGUUAUUCAUUAACAUCAGUUGCUAUAAAACUUUGUUGUGUGUA
Molecule: messenger RNA, 767 nt
Organism: Vigna unguiculata (cowpea)
Lineage: Eukaryota; Viridiplantae; Streptophyta; Magnoliopsida; Fabales; Fabaceae
Product: VQ motif-containing protein 17-like
Cellular component (GO): nucleus
Source: RefSeq, a predicted model, not a curated record